Arvicola amphibius (Eurasian water vole) is the source of this 5759-nucleotide messenger RNA. RefSeq names its product NACHT, LRR and PYD domains-containing protein 1a-like. Lineage: Eukaryota; Metazoa; Chordata; Mammalia; Rodentia; Cricetidae. Gene Ontology annotation, cellular component: canonical inflammasome complex. Gene Ontology annotation, molecular function: protein binding. The record is from RefSeq and is a predicted model, not a curated record. Bases 322 to 4182 code for a protein of 1286 amino acids. The transcript is spliced from 15 exons. Gene Ontology annotation, biological process: regulation of apoptotic process; inflammatory response; innate immune response.
UGGAGCCUCAGCAAGCCUGGAUAAACCUCCUGAGCUGGAUCCUCCAACCCAGGGCUCAUCAGAACUCUAGAAAUUUCUAGUGGCAUUCCAUGAGAGAAAACAAGUUAAGCGAUGUCAUUCUCAGCCUGAAAGCCCAGAGAUCUGAGAAUCUGCCAAAAGACGGAGAUCAUCCGCGCAGGCUCCUGAUGUCUGGCUUUGUGGCGAGGAACCAGGGUUACUUUCACUUUUGAAGGAUGUGUUUACUGAGGUCUCUGCGACCCACACAGCUGCCUUAGCCUGGUACACACAGCAGUGGAGCACCACAGAAGAGCAAGGGCAGACAUGUCUGACAGAACCCAGCAACGCUUAACCUACUGCUUGGAGCAACUGAGUAAAGAAGAGCUAAAAGAGUUCCAGCAUCGGCUGCCAAAACAAACGGUGUGGCCAGAGGCCAGUGGCACAAAGAUAGCCUCAAGCCUGGUGGCUCAGUAUGGGAAUCACCAGGCCUGGAACAUGGCCCUCCACAUCUGGAAAAAGAUGGGCAUGAAGCAGCUUCUCAGCCAGGCCCAGCAAGGGAAGGACCUGACACUGACCUAUGAUCCCUCACUCCUCAGUUUCCCGAGCACAUCUAACGUGGAGUCCUCCAGCCAGCCCGCUUCUACAGGGUUUAGGCCAGACCAUCAAUCUUCAUCUCUCCAGAUGUCCACGAAGAAAACUUUUGUAAAGAAACGUACAAAGCCCGGGUGCAGAACAAGAGAAACUACAAUAAAAACAUGCCAGAACCAGAGAAGAGAGAGCCCUUGCCAUACACGGUCCUGGGAAACUGAAGAUUUCCACCAAAAAUACGCACAGCUGCUACUUUUACAAAAAUCUUGCCCCAGAAGCCAGAGGUCCGUGGUGAGAGAAGGAGGAGGGCACCAGGACAUUAAAGACAGAGGACAUCCGAUUGCCAUCCAAGACUUAUUUGGCCCUAGCCCAGGUAGCCAGAAGAAGCCUCAGUUAGUCAUAUUAGAGGGGGCUGCUGGCAUUGGGAAGUCAACGCUGGCCAGGCAGGUGAGGAGAGCAUGGGGGGAAGGCCAGCUCUACAGGGAUCGCUUCCAGCAUGUCUUCUACUUCAGCUGCAGAGAGCUGGCCCAGUGUGAGCAGCUGAGUCUGGCUGAGCUCAUAGCAAAAUAUGAGAAUGUCUGCAAGGAUCUCAUAGAGGAGAUCCUGUCUCACCCUGAGAAGCUGCUCUUCAUCCUGGAUGGCAUAGAUGAGCCAGCAUGGGUCUUGCAGAAUCCUAAGUUCUAUCGGCACUGGAGCCAGUCACAGCCAGUGCACACACUGCUGGGCAGUUUGUUGGGGAAAUCCUUACUUCCUCAGGCUUCCUUGCUGCUCACAGCUCGGACCACAGAACUACAGACACUCAUUCCUUCCUUGGAGCAGCCACGGUGGGUGGAAGUCCUGGGCUUCUCUGAGUCUGGACGGAAGGAAUUUUUCUACACAUACUUUGCAGAGGAAAGAGAAGCAAUCACAGCUUUUACCUUGGUUGAAUCAAACCCAGUGCUCUUGACCCUGUGCCUAGUGCCCUGGGUGUCCUGGCUGGUCUGCGCCUGCAUGAAACAGCAGAUGGAGCAUGGGGGAGACCUCUCCCUGACCUCACAGACCACCACAGCCCUCUGCCUGAAAUACCUUUCCCAGGCUCUCCCAGCUCAGCCCCUGGGGACCGGGCUCAGAGGGCUCUGCUCACUGGCUGCUGCAGGGAUCUGCAGAAAAAAGAGUCUGUUCAGUGUUAAGGACCUCAGGAAACAGAAGGUACCUGGGUCUGUCAUCUCCACUUUCAUGAGCACGGGUAUCCUUCAGAAGCAGCCUAACUCUACCAACUACAGCUUUGCCCACCUGUGUCUCCAGGAGUUCUUUGCAGCGAUGUCCUGUGUCUUGGAUUAUGAAGAGGAAAAGGACAACUGUGAAAACUUUAAAGCUGUAGAAAAGCUGAUAGAAGUCUAUGGAAGACUUGACCUGGCUGAGGGGCCCGCCGUGGGCUUCUUGUGUGGCCUUCUGAGUGACCAGGCAAUGGAUGAGAUGAAAAACAUUGUCACCUGCUGGCUUCCUCUGGAGAGGAGGUGGGAGCUGCUGAAGAGGGUCCUAGAGGAAGCCCACCUCCAACACUCGUAUUCGCUUGGAUUGCUCCACUGUCUGUAUGAGAUUCAGGAUGAGGAGCUCCUGACACGGGCAAUGGACAGUUUUCAAGGAACAAGGGUUCAUGUCCAGACAGAUAUGAUGCAUCCAGGAUUCCAGGCAGAUGUGAAGCACCUGGUGGUCCAGACAGAUGUGGAGCUUAUGGUGGUCACUUUCUGCAUUAAGUUCUGCCGCCAGGUGAAGGCACUUCAGCUGGAUGGGGGUGGAUGGCAGGAACAAGCGCUGAGGGUCCCCAGGCUGGUUCUGUCCAGGUGGACCCCGAUCACUGAUGCCACUUGGCAGGUUUUCUUCUCCACUCUUGAGUUCACAGAAAGCCUGGAGGAGCUGGACCUAAGCGGGAAUCCAAUGAGCUACUCUGCAGUGCAGAGCCUCUGUAGGAUGCUGAGACACGCUAAAUGUCACCUAAAGACAUUGUGGCUGGUCAGCUGUGGCAUCACAGCCAGCAGCUGUGAGGAUCUGGCCUCUGUGCUCAGCACCAACCGCAGCCUGACUGAGCUGGACCUGCAGCUGAAUGACCUGGGUGACCAAGGGGUGAGGUUGCUGUGUGAGGGGCUCAGGAAUCCUGCCUGCAACCUCAGAAUCCUGAGGCUGGACUCGAGCUCUCUGAAUGACCAGGUGAUGGUAGAACUUAAGGCAGAGAAUCCCAAGCUGCUCAUCCAGAGCACACGGAAAUCACCUGUGGAGGUCUCUACUCCGGAUCUGGAUAAAGGAGAAACGAGUGCUGGCCCAUCCUCACUCAAGCGACAGAGACUACAGUUAGAGAAAGUUUCAAAGCAAGAAGCUCUACCCGUGGCACAGCUGAAACUCCCCCACUUGCUUCAGUCUUUUCCGGGAGGCACGCUCAUAGCGUCUCUUAAGAUUGAAGAUAGCUUCUGGGGUAGCACAGGACCUUUGGCUACUGAGGUGGUCGACAGUAAAAGGAACCUGUACCGAGUUCAGUUCCCUAUGGCUGGCUCCUAUCACUGGCCCAGUACUGGUCUUCGCUUUGUGGUGACGAGGGCAGCGAUCAUAGAUAUAGAAUUCUGUGCCUGGAGCCAGUUCUUGGGCAAGACUCCCCUGGAGCAGAGUCACGUGGUGGCUGGGCCUCUGUUUGACAUCAAGGCUGAGCAGGGAAUUGUUGACACUGUGUAUCUGCCUCAUUUUGUGGCUCUCCAAGGAAUUCAGGACACCUCAAAGUUCCAAGUGGCCCGCUUUCUGAAGCACGGGGUGGUUUUGGAGACACCAGCCGAAGUGAAGCCACAUUGCACAGUUCUAAAAAAUCCCAGGUUCUCUACCAUAGGAGUGAUGCUAAAAAUAAUCCCUGUCACCCGGCGAUUCCUACCCAUCACCUCCAUCACGUUGCUCUACCAUCAACCUCAUGCUGAGGAGCACAAAUUCCACCUUUACCUCAUCCCCAACGACUGCACUAUUCGAAAGGCCAUAGAUGAUGAAGAAAUGAAGUUCCGGUUUGUGCGAAUACACAAGCCUCCCCCCAUGGGCUCCCUUUAUGUGGGCUCUCGCUAUACCGUGUCUGGUUCAGGGACUAUGGAAAUUACACCCAAGGAACUGGAGCUGUGCUACCGGAGCUCCACGGAAGCCCAGCUCUUCUCUGAGAUCUAUGUGGGCUGCUUACAAUCAGGGAUACGGCUGGAAAUAAAAGACAAGAAUGCUGAUGUAGUUUGGGAAACUGUGUUGAAACCAGGAGAUCUCAGACCUGCAUCCACCCUGGUCGAUGCAGCCCCUACAGUUGCCAGACCCUUCCGGCACUUUGUGGACCAGCAUCGGGAGCAGCUGGUGGCCCGAGUGACAUCAGUGGACCCUGUCCUAGACAGACUGUUCGGUCAAGUGUUGAGUGAAGAGCAGUAUGAGAUGGUUCGUGCUGAGGCCACCAAUCCCAACAAGAUGCGGAGGCUGUUCAGCUACAGUCAGUCCUGGGACCUGGCCAGAAAAAGUCAGUUCUACCAAGCUCUGAAGGAGACCCAUUCUCACCUGAUCCUAGAACUCUGGGAGGUGUGGGCCAGGGCUCUUGGGGAAUGGGUAUCCUGAAAGCUCAGCAGCUGAAGCCUGAGCCUUGAAUCACAUUCCUGCCUGAUCUUUCUUUUGCCCUCAAUCCCACCAUCUCUGAUCCCCCUUGGCUUCGUCUUGGUCUGUAAAGCUUCCAACAGUCUUGCCAGCUGCAGGACCCACUCUCGGAGAUGUCAUUACUCCCUCUGUGGGAAUACUGACAGUGGGCAUACUUUAUCAGUCCACUCAGGACGGUUUACAGUUUAAAACUUAAAAAUUGUUUCUUUCUGGAAUUGUCCAUGUAAUAUUUUCAGGCCACUUUGAGCUAGUUAAAAACCCUGCUUUUUUUUUUUUUAAAAAAAAAAAAAAAAAAAAAGACUAGAGUAUACAGCGGGCACUGAGCACAAUAUCUUGAUUUCACUGCUUAGUGGGUGAGUGAAGGAGAUCAACAUUCCACAACUAUAUGGCUAGGAAAUGUAGCACUGUAUAAUGUCGGGUGGAUGGAGGGUCCCCAUUGGGAACAUUCCAGUGCCCAGCAGACUCAAGCCUAGAGGACAAAGAAGCUGCAGACAGCAGGCUGCUAACAGUGGUUAAAACAGUAGCAGCAGCCCUAAACAGAAGCGAAGAGCCCCACCACCACCACACACAGAGCUACUGAGCAGUAACACCCAGAGUCACUGUAACACUUCUCAGAACUAAAACAACAUUCCACUGCUACCGAGAAUUCAAAGCUCUUUCAUUUUAAUCUCAUUUAAAGCCCUGGUGAACUAAGUGAGCAGCCUGGACACCGUAAGCAUCUGCAAACAUCACAGCAGAAACCUCUCCAGUGUCCUACCUCUGUGGAAACAGAGACCUGUGAAGCUCUGGGGUCUUUCCACCACUGGGUUUGAUAGCUCUUCUAGGGUUGGUGCUAUUUCUUCACCUUAUUUGCAUAUUCACAUUUAGCCAGCUAGGAUCUAGCUAGCAUCCUGACAACCAAGUCCACACAUUUCAGGGCUAUAAAGCUAGAACUAUUGCAAGAACCCAUGGAAAAAGAGGAAAGAAAGACUUCCAAGCCUGGUGCUCAUGCUCUCCAGAAAAAGAAAACAAAAGUCCUUUGUACUUCAAAGAGCCAGACUCCCAAACACCUACCUCACUCAUAAAGAGGGCAGACUUGCAGGAGGUUGCCUGCACCUGAGGUCUUUUCUGUCCUGGGCAAAGCCAGCUUCCAGGACUCAGUUGUUUCUGCCUCAGCCUCCAGGACUUGGCACUGGCUGGGUGGCAAAGGGGAGUUUAUCCCUGCAACUAUUUCCAGCCUCCAAGAACUGCUGCUUCAGAGACUGUGGCUCCAACCUUCCAGACCCUCUGGAGACAGGAGAACAUGAGACAGGCCCUCACGCUCCUCCUGUAGGUACCUGCGGACUUGCUCCACAAGGGACUGCUCUUGGCUGGCCUCCCAGAGCUCUGCAAGUCGCCGAGCUGGAACACUUCUCAGAACUAUUAAGAACAUCCCACUGCUAUGGAGAGUUCAAAUCUGUUUCAUUUUAAUCCCAUGUGGAAGUCUGUUUUAAAUUGUUUUGUGCCCCUUGAACCUUGCCAAUCCCAAUUUGAAAAAUAAAAUACCUACCAUUUGUACUCCA